Molecule: messenger RNA, 1233 nt
Organism: Rotaria sp. Silwood1
Lineage: Eukaryota; Metazoa; Rotifera; Eurotatoria; Philodinida; Philodinidae
Source: the annotation of a GenBank genome assembly
AUGUCUUAUUUACAUUUGGCAUCAACUGUCAAUUCAUCAACAACAUCAUCAUCAUCUACACCAUCAUGUUUUUUUAAUGUAAACACUAAUGGUGGAGUUUCAACAGUACCAACACCAAUGCCAUCAAAUUCAACAUCCCUACUUGGAUCUAUCGGUGGUGGAAAACAAUGGACAACUAUUGGACAACCAUCAUCAUCAUCAUCAACAUUAUCACAACAAUUAUUGUUAAAACAACCAAAUUUUCUUAAUACUCAACAAACAACAUCAUCACAUUUCGAUAAUAUUCUUGGAUCAUCAUCUUCUCAAACACAAAUUGAAAAAAAUUUUGAAUUACAACAAGAAGAUUUUCCACCAUUACCACAUCGAAAUACAUUUCAUGAAACAACAUCAUCAUCAUCAUCAACAUUAAAUAUUCCAUCACAUCAUCAAAAUCAAAUUUCAUCAACAAUAACAAAUGGAUAUAAUUCAACACAAACACAACAUUCACAAUCACAAUCACCUGUAUCAUUUAAAUCAUCUAUUGAUGCAUUAAGUACAUUAAUAAGUCGAUAUCAAGUACCUGUUAAUAAUAAAUCAACAACAUUAUCAAAUAAUUCUACAAAUGGUUUACCAUCAUCAACUAUAACAGAUCAAUAUGGUCUUGUUGGUCUUUUACAAAUGAUUCAACAAGCUGAGAAAAAUCCAGAUUCAUCAAUGUUACUUAAUUUUGAUUUAACAACACUUGGACUUAGUAUGGAAAGUACGAAUGAUUUAUAUCCAUCAUUUAUUUCUCCAUUUUCUGAUAAUCAAGCACGAGCAUAUGAAAUUGAUUAUCAAGUACCAAUGGAAUAUCAAAUGGGAAUACAAAUACGUGAAAAAUUACCACAAGUGAAUUUUUCAACAUUAAAUGAAGAUACAUUAUUUUUUUUAUUUUAUUUAUUUGGUAAUGAUUAUGUGCAAUUAUCAGCUGCAAAUGAAUUAUAUAAACGUGAUUGGCGUUAUCAUAAAGAUGAACGUAUAUGGUUAACACGUAUAAAAAAUAUAAUGCCUGAUCAAAAAUAUGAUACAUAUGAAACAGGUGUUUAUUGUGUAUUUGAUGUACAACUUUGGCGUAAAACACAUAAAAGUAUGCGAAUUGAUUAUGAUAAAUUAGAUGGUCCUGUUGUAAAACAACAUCCAGAUUUACUUGCAUCAAAAUUUCUUCAACAACAAUAUACGCCAAUAACAUCGUAUAAUACAAAUUCAUCUAGAUAG